GUUUUUUUUUAACCUUUAAUGCUAAUGCCAAUCAAGGUACAUUGAAAUAAGAAGGUCCUAUGGGGAAGCAAUGGAGGAACUCAUGGGACCUGAUGGACAAAAAUGGGCCAAUAUGGAUCCAGAAGAACUAAUGUUGGCAGCUGCUACAACAUUUUCCCAUAUCUGUGCAGGGGAGGGUAAAGGAGAUGUCAGGAGAGAAGCCCAAUCUAUCCAGUAUGAUCCCUACAGUAAAGCUUCAGUAACCCCAGGGAAGCAACCUGCUCUUCCUGUGCAACUGCAGUAUCCACAUGUAAAAAGUAAUGUCACUUCAGAAAUAGUCUCAGAGGCUUCCCAAAGAUUCCGAAAGCCAGUGAUGAAGAGAAAGGUGCUGCGUAGAAAGCCAGGUGGGGAAGUAUUAGUGACAGAUGAGUCCAUUGUUAGUGAAUCAGAAUCUGGUACAGAAAGUGAUCCGGAUCUCUGGGACCUAAGACAAAGGCUGAUGAAUCUGCAGUUCCAAGAAGACAAGGAAUCCCCAGUUGAUAGUUCACAAAGAUUUAGUCUACCACGUGAAUACCAAGGAAUUUCUCAAGAUCAGCUCAUUCGCUAUUUACGAAGAGAAGGAACGGGCCCUCCAGCUUAUGAACAGGACCUGAUGGUUGCCAGCAGACCCAAGUCCUUUAUUCUCCCAAGGCUGGACCAGUUAAGUCGAAACCGGGGCAAGGUAGACCGGGUAGCCCGAUAUUUUGAGUAUAAACGGGAUUGGGACUCAAUGCGGUUACCUGGUGAAGAUCAUAGGAAGGAACUACGUUGGGGUGUCCGAGAGCAGAUGCUUUGUCGACCAGAACCCCAAUCCAAACCUCAGCAUGUAUAUGUUCCAAACAAUUACCUAGUACCAACUGAGAAGAAAAGAUCUGCACUCCGUUGGGAUGUUCGUUGUGACCUUGCAAAUGGUGUCAUGCCCAGCAAACUUCCCUUCCCUCUUUCACCUUCUUAAAUCUUUUUCUCCCCCUCUUUCCAGGACUGUUUGGGAUAACUUGAUUCUUUUUAUCUCUUCUUCUGAAUCGAAAAAACUGACUUGACAAGCCCAUGGAACAUUAUAAAGACUUCACUCACCCAUCAUUGGUCUUUCCUAGCUAUGUAUCACAUUGGCAUCAGAUACCACUUUACUCCCAAAUUACCACUCAAAUCGAGCAAUAGUGAGAGAAAUCAUGGCAGAGAGAGACCAGGCUGGUCUUUCUAUUUUGUCCAAUUAGUAAGCUCUAUUUCUAUUUUAUCUUUGACCAAAAUAUGAGUUGCUGUGUUUUUAAAGUUGCUGGGCAUUAAGCUUAUCAAUUAAAGAAUUUUGGAAAUU
Propithecus coquereli (Coquerel's sifaka) is the source of this 1330-nucleotide messenger RNA. RefSeq names its product hydrolethalus syndrome 1 (gene HYLS1). The coding region runs from base 71 to 973 and encodes 300 amino acids. Gene Ontology annotation, cellular component: centriole; non-motile cilium. The transcript has 2 exons. Gene Ontology annotation, biological process: cilium assembly. The record is from RefSeq and is a predicted model, not a curated record. Lineage: Eukaryota; Metazoa; Chordata; Mammalia; Primates; Indriidae.